Messenger RNA from Boleophthalmus pectinirostris (great blue-spotted mudskipper), 1467 nucleotides. Its product is annotated as MAP kinase-activated protein kinase 3-like. Bases 329 to 1378 code for a protein of 349 amino acids. The record is from RefSeq and is a predicted model, not a curated record. Gene Ontology annotation, molecular function: calcium/calmodulin-dependent protein kinase activity; calcium-dependent protein serine/threonine kinase activity; ATP binding. NCBI's taxonomy places the organism in Eukaryota, Metazoa, Chordata, Actinopteri, Gobiiformes, Gobiidae. Gene Ontology annotation, cellular component: nucleus; cytoplasm. Gene Ontology annotation, biological process: peptidyl-serine phosphorylation; intracellular signal transduction; protein autophosphorylation. The transcript is spliced from 10 exons.
UGUUGCUUUAAGGAAACUGAAUGAAUUUGAGCCUCUCUGACGCAGACGCGGCUGCAUCCGAAGAUAACAGCGGAGAGAAUCCAAUUUAGUGUGAUGUAUUUUGCUUUCUCCGUUCAUCGUCUAGGCCUUUGUAAGAUUCAGUCAUUUUGGUACAAUCGAUCGACUGAAAUAGAUCAGCGUUUUUGUUCAUGGUUGAGCAGUAAAUCAAGAUGUCCAGAUGAACUGUCUUGUGGGGACAAACUGAUCCAACAAGGAAACCCAGACUUUUACGCAGGAGGAGCGACUCGGAGACACAGCUGCGCGAGGACUCUGCGCGCUUUAUCUCGAUAUGGAGUUUAAGAAGAGCCCAGUGGAGGACGACUACAAGAUCACAACGAAGGUUUUGGGUCAGGGAAUAAACGGAAAAGUGUUGGAGUGUUACUGUAAGAAGAGCGGAGAGAAAUGCGCCCUCAAGAUCCUGCAGGACACCCCAAAAGCCCGUCGGGAGGUAGACUUACACUGCAAAGCUUCUGGGGGGCCCCACAUCGUGCGAAUACUCAGUGUGUAUGAGAACAUGCACAAGGAGAAGAAGUGUAUCUUCGUCAUCAUGGAGUGUUUGAACGGAGGAGAGCUGUUUAACCGGAUAGAAGCCAGAGGAGAUCAGGCCUUCACCGAGAGAGAGGCAUCUGAGAUUAUGCAUGACGUUGGGACGGCCAUCAGCUUCCUGCAUCAGAUGAAUAUUGCUCACAGGGACAUCAAGCCUGAAAACCUGCUGUACACAACUCAAGACAACAACGCCACUCUGAAACUGACCGAUUUUGGAUUCGCAAAAGAGACCAUCAUUCACAACAGUCUACAGACCCCCUGUUAUACUCCUUACUACGCUGCUCCAGAAGUUCUUGGUCCAGAGAAAUAUGACAAGUCCUGUGACAUGUGGUCGCUGGGGGUCAUCAUGUACAUUCUACUUUGUGGGUUCCCUCCUUUCUACUCAAACACGGGCCAGGCCAUCUCUCCCGGGAUGAGGCAGAGGAUCAGAAGAGGCCAGUAUGACUUCAAUGAUCCUGAAUGGGACGAGGUUUCUGAUGAAGCCAAGCAGAUCAUUACCGACUUGCUGAAGACCAACCCAAACGAGAGGAUGACGAUUCAACAGUUCAUGAAUCAUCCAUGGAUCAGUCAGUCCAUGGUGGUUCCUCAAACGCCUCUGCACACUGCUCGAGUUUUGACACAAGAGAAGGAUCUAUGGGGCAAUGUCAAAGAGGAAAUGACCAGUGCUUUAGCUACAAUGAGAGUGGACUACGAGCAAGUGAAAAUCAAAGAGUUAGAUUUGUCCAGUAACCCUUUACUGAACAAGAGGAGGAACAAGGGAGCUCCCAGGGGAGAAGACGGGGCAGGCAAAUAGAAAAUAUACAUGUUGUUUUAGCUAUUUAGUCAUUGAAAUGUCAUUAUUUUGUAUGGAUCAGUUUUUAAUAAAUGCAUUAUUAGGUUUUA